AUGCCGGUCCGGUGGCCGCCCCGCCAGCCAGGGCUCUCGCUGCCGGAGGAGGAAACCCAGGGGUCAGCAGCGGGGAGGCCUUUCCCCGCAAGCCGCCCCUCCCUGCAUCAGUCGCUGCUGUCCAGCAACGGCUGUUGGCCGUGCCAACGGAGUGAGGGCUGGUGGCCCCCGGCCCCAGCCGUGGGCCGAUGGGGGCUAGUGCCCGGGGGCCGGGGCCGGGGCCGGACAGGUGGUGGCGGGAGGGUCCGGCUGGAGGAGGCGGAGUCCCGCCGGGGCGAUUGCUCCGGUCUGAUCCCGCUCCCGGGGCCGGGCCGGGGCCGGGCCCGGGCCGCCGCCAGCCCCCAAAGCGGAUGGCCGAGCGAGGCCUCGCUCCCCGCCGCCUGUCCGGGCUGCCCGCGCGCCCCCGGCCCGGCCCCCGACCCCCGGCCCCCGGGCGCCCCCAUGGCCCCUCAGCGUCGCGGGGGGCCCAGGGCCCCCGACGGCGGCGCCCCGACGGCGGAGCGGGAGCGGCAGCGGCGGCGGCGGCCGAGCAGUGUAAAGAAGGGCCGACUCCUUCAGGAGUCCCUGCGGCAGAAGUGGCUAAAAGCGGCUUUCCUGGGGUCCUCGGCCAUCCUCGGUGGGCUCCUUCUCUGGAGCUGUGUGAGCGGGGACGACGGCGUGACCGAGGUCCUGGCCCAGCAGAGCGAAGUGCUGCAGGACCGGUUCAUCGAGGUGCCCUGUUCCGAGGACUAUGACAGCCACAAAAGAUUUGAAGGGUGCACGCCCAGGAUGUGUGGCCGAGGUGUGACCGACACUGUGAUCACGCGGGAGGAAGCAGAGCGAAUCCGCCGCAUAGCCGAGCGGGGGCUGGCCCUGGGAGGAUCGGAUGGAGGGGCUUCGAUCUUGGACCUGCACUCCGGAGCUCUGUCAGUGGGGAAACAUUUUGUCAACCUGUACAGAUACUUUGGGGAUAAAAUCCAGGAGAUCUUCUCCGAAGAGGAUUUUCAAAUUUACCGGGAGGCACGGCAGAAAAUCCAGCAUACAAUUGCCCGGGCAUUCGGGCUCCGCCCUUCUUCCAUGUACCUGACCAAACCAACGUUUUUCUCCCGCAUCAACAACACCGCGGCCAAGACCACGCAUGACGAGUACUGGCAUCCGCACAUCGACAAGGUGACCUACGGUUCAUUUGACUACACAUCGCUGCUGUACCUUUCGGACUACACGGAGGAUUUUGGUGGAGGGCGGUUUGUCUUCAUGGACGAAGGUGCCAACAGGACAGUGGAGCCGCGAGCAGGACGUAUUUCCUUCUUCACCUCGGGCUCGGAGAACCUCCACCGUGUGGAGAAGGUCCGCUGGGGCACCCGCUUUGCCAUCACCAUCUCUUUCACCUGCAACCCGGACCAUGGCAUCGGUGACCCUGCUUUCACCUGAUGACUGCGGCCAGGCUGGCGGCGGGGAGAGCACGGUGGCGGGACACCGAAUCUCGACUAAGUAAGCCCUGGGAAUCGCCACCGCAGGGACCCACCUCCAGGUACCCCGUUGUACCUGGACAGAUUUCCUCCCUCCCUCCUUCCCUGUCCCACACCCAUCGCUGAGUGCCUUAGCGGCCCCACAAGAGCAAGGGGCUUGUCUCCUCAUGGCUGAACUGGUGAGGACCCAAGCUAGUCUUCCUGCUUUUCCCUGGCUGGCAGAGGGACAGGGAAAGGGGCCAGGGCCGGCCCCCCUGUGCAAAGGGCAUUUUAUAGCAUUAUGUCACCCAGGCUUCCUUCGAGCCGGGGCCCCGCUCCCUCGUGGACCAUCUUCCCUGCUCAGUUCAGUCCAGCACGAGCCCCACGGGUGGUUCAGCCUUGAAAUCACAGAUCUCCAAUGCUGUGAGUCCUUGGGGGUGCCCUCCCCCUCCCAUCACCAGCCCGCCCCGUGGCCCACCAGACCGCCCUAAUGUGUUUCCCUGAUCUCCCUGUGCCCAGAUGGGUUGUUUCUAAAACAAGUUUCCAUCCGCUUUCCCCCCAAUUCCACGCUUCCGGCUCCCUGCACCUCCCCUCCAGCCAGGCUGGAUUUGAAGGAGAGUAUGUGAAUCAGUUUAGCAGGUGACUGCCUGCGAUCAGCUUGGAAACUCUUUUCUGCCUCAGUUUCCCCUCUGAAUGUAAGCUGCCUCCAACUGUCUGGAGAAUGCUAGUGUUGUGGCUGGAGCCAAGCAAAGGCAUGUUUCCAGUGGCAGGGAAUUUGGUAUAAAUCCUGCUGGAGCCUGAGGGGAAAAACAUCAGCAGGAGAGAUGGGGUAGAGAGGGGAGGCAGGGAAGGAGGAGGGAGAGGCAGAAAGGUUGAGGUCUCGGCCUGAGGUCGGCGAGGCCUAGAAGUGCCGGCUGUCUCUGCACAGACCUGCUGAUGUGUUCCCAGGCCCUUCCCUCUCCCCUAGCCCUCAUCUCCAUCCCAGGACUGCUAAAGCUGGAGGCCACCAUCUGCCGGGAUCACCCUCUAGGAGGGGAGCCAAUAGGAGAGGGCAGAAGAAGGAUUGGGGGUGGGGGAGGGUAUCAAUAAAGGACAGGUGACCCAAGUCAGGGGAAUCCAAAGAGAAACUGAAAGGGGCCCCUCGGUGCCCUUUCGUUGGGUCCGUCCAGCAUCCUGGGGCCUCUUACCCUCCAGCCUGCCACCGCUGCCACAGCCGCCAUCUCCUCAAAGAGGAAAGGGCUCCAGGGGUGCGGCACUGUCCAGCCCCCAUGGCCCACACUCUGGCCUUAGGGACUUGGAGGCCCGACAUUCCCCUGAUGAGGUCACCUGCUCCCUUCCCUGGGAAAUGGGACCCAUCAUCGCUCAUCCGCUGUCUCUCAGAAAAGAAAUAAACAUUAUGAGAAACUGUGA
Tachyglossus aculeatus (Australian echidna) is the source of this 2837-nucleotide messenger RNA. RefSeq names its product 2-oxoglutarate and iron dependent oxygenase domain containing 3 (gene OGFOD3). Gene Ontology annotation, cellular component: membrane. The transcript is spliced from 11 exons. Gene Ontology annotation, molecular function: oxidoreductase activity, acting on paired donors, with incorporation or reduction of molecular oxygen; L-ascorbic acid binding; iron ion binding. Lineage: Eukaryota; Metazoa; Chordata; Mammalia; Monotremata; Tachyglossidae. The coding region runs from base 1 to 1410 and encodes 469 amino acids. The record is from RefSeq and is a predicted model, not a curated record.